Molecule: messenger RNA, 2451 nt
Organism: Penicillium maclennaniae
Lineage: Eukaryota; Fungi; Ascomycota; Eurotiomycetes; Eurotiales; Aspergillaceae
Product: putative DUF21 and CBS domain protein (Mam3)
Exons: 4
Coding region: 1-2451 (816 amino acids)
Biological process (GO): magnesium ion homeostasis
Cellular component (GO): intracellular membrane-bounded organelle
Source: RefSeq, a predicted model, not a curated record
AUGGCAACAGGUCCCGAGGAAUUUUACGGAUUCGUUACCCUUGACAUCUUCCUCGUCCCUCCAUUCCACCGUUCUUCCCUUCCCUCCAUCGCCCGCAAACACUCGGGUUUUCAUCACGGCAAUGUCCCCGCUGUGACGUUGAGAUUGAACACACCCCAAAUUACUCCCCGUGGCUGGACACUCCCUGAUAUGAAUUCGCCCGCGACUCGUCUGUUCGCCGCGCGGCCGCUUGUGCUAAGCUUGGCCAAGCUCGUCGUCCUCGCCUUCUGUCACUUUCCUCUCGCAUCGGCCGCUCCCGUUCUCUCAUCUUACAUUCUCCGACCGAUCGAUGCCGAACCUCCGAUUGAGACGUCCGAUCCCAACUUAUGGCUGUACCUAGGAAUUUCCGCAGCCCUUGUGCUGAGUGGUGGAGCUUUUGCGGGACUGACAAUCGCCUUGAUGGGCCAAGAUGAGGUCUACUUACAGGUGAUCAAGACGUCUGGGGAGGACUCGGAAAAGAAAAACGCUGCCAGCGUGCUGAAAUUGUUGAAACGUGGGAAACACUGGGUACUUGUUACUCUCCUGCUCAGUAACGUGAUCACAAAUGAGACACUGCCGAUCGUUCUCGAUCGAACCCUCGGCGGCGGGUGGCCGGCGGUCCUGGGAAGUACCGCGUUGAUCGUCAUCUUCGGAGAAAUCGUUCCCCAAUCUAUUUGUGUUCGUUACGGGCUACCGAUCGGCGCCUGGAUGGCACCCUGUGUGUUGCUCCUGAUGUAUGUCAUGUCACCUGUUGCCUGGCCGGUCGCCAAGCUAUUGGACCGGCUCCUUGGCGAAGACCAUGGUACCAUCUACAAGAAGGCCGGCUUGAAGACUCUCGUCACCUUGCACAAAACACUGGGCGAAGCCGGAGAGCAGCUCAACUCAGAUGAAGUCACUAUCAUCAGUGCCGUCCUUGACCUGAAGGAGAAAUCCGUCGGAAGCAUCAUGACGCCAAUGGAAGAUGUAUUCACCAUGUCUGCCGAUACUAUCCUUGAUGAGCAUACAAUGGAUCUCAUAUUGUCCCAAGGAUAUUCUCGCAUACCCAUCCAUGCGCCUGAGAAUCCGAUGAACUUUGUUGGCAUGCUGCUUGUAAAAAUGCUCAUCACCUACGACCCGGAAGACUGCAAGCGGGUUCGCGAAUUCGCCUUGGCAACUCUACCCGAAACCCGACCCGAGACCAGCUGCUUGGAUAUCGUCAACUUCUUCCAGGAAGGAAAGUCCCAUAUGGUACUUGUAUCCGAAUAUCCAAGUGAAGAUCGAGGGGCUCUCGGAGUUGUUACCCUCGAAGAUGUGAUUGAAGAAUUGAUCGGCGAAGAAAUCAUUGAUGAAUCUGAUGUUUUCGUCGAUGUUCACAAGGCCAUCCGCCGUAUGGCACCUGCACCCAAAUCCCGUGUUCCCAAGGGGAAAAUUGUCGAAGAACCACCUAUGUCUGUUUCCCACACAGAUGGUGAGUUGUUUGAGGACGAACCGCGAUCUACAUCCGCGCAGAGGCCUUCAGACCCUUUUCGGCGUCGAAGCUCUGUGGAACCGCCUCCUCCACGAUUCCAGCUGCGCAAACAACAUGCCGACAACACUUCCAAUUCCAAUGAACCGUGGUUUACCCAGAGAGGUGCCACGGAUGAAAUCCGUGAACACCUCAAGCACCUCGGUCCCUCCAAUCUCGCCAGUCGUCCUCGACAAACUCGUUACAACACAGUGAAAAUCAAACGGAGCGGCAACUCCCCAUCUCGCUCAGCCCAGACCGAUUUUGAAUCUGGGCAGAGCACAUCUGAUUCUCAGCGUCUGUUCACAAACACCGCCUACCAGGGUGGAAUCGGCGCCGGCCUGGUUACCUCGGGAGUCGAAGCCAAGGAUGGUGCGCACGCGCUGAAGCUUGGCUACGGCACCAUACCUACCUUCGAACAUAGUCCCCGAGACCUCACCCCCCACGAAAAUACCUCUCUUGACUAUCAUGGCGAUGAAUCUAAUCACCAUGGCUACAAUUCGCAUGAAGGCCAAUCUGUCGAUCAUGUUACCAACGCUGUUCACGAAGAGCGUGAAGACCGACCUGCCUCUGGAUCCACACACAAGAGCAGUUCGGGGACCUGCAGUGUUCGUUCUACAGAAUCUCAUACAGAAUUUAUAUACCACCACCGCGGUCCAGCCCGAAGCGGUAGUAUCACAGAACAAAUCGUGGACGUCAACGGCAUUCGCAAGGUCGUCCUUCACACCACCGCCACGAGCUCAUCAGAUGGCGAGCACUCGGCGCAUUACACUCGCGACUCUUCGCCUGGUCAUAGGACCGACGCGACAGAUCCAAAUACUUUGAAUUCUGAGAACCCUGAUACACAAACAGUCUCCAAGUCGAAAAAGCGCCGUCGUCGCAAGAAGCAUGGCCAGCACCCCAAACCCGCCGAUGGCGGACCUUUUGAGGAUCAACCUCUCUUAAGCUGA